UCUCUCCACCGAGUUCAGAGCAUGGAAGCCCAGAUACUAGCAGACUUCAGAAAAGUGCAGCAGUAAGCGAAAGGACAGAAAGCAGGAUGCCGUUCUGUAAACGCAUUAUCGCUCCUAAGGACGUGUGUAAAAGCGCACUGAGGAGUAGCGGAGCGCCGUUUGCGGACUUGGCGGAUGUUUGCGGCUACAGCCUGUGCUCCAUCCUCAGACAGCUCUCAGACCUGUGCAGGCAGUCAGUCAGCAUCCUGGAGGAGCUGGAGGGAGAAAUUACCUUCAUCUGCCAUCGAUCCGGAACGUUAGAGAAGAAAGUUCUCGGCUUGCAAAGACACGUUUCUGCACUUGCAUCCAGUAAACCACCGCUCAGAACCACCACCAACUUGGACUCGGAGAGCAAGCGAACGGCCCACUUCCAAUCGUCAUGGCAACAGCAUGUGAAUGUGUUUGGCUCUUGGAGUAGGCCGGAGUGCGUGCAGGAGCUGCACCAAGAGGCUCAGCUCAACCUCCAGAGCCUGCUUCAAGACUUUGAGGAGCAGCUGUAUGAUAACAGGGUAACCGGACAAACGUUCCGGCACCCCUCCUCUCAGAGUUCAGAGGAUACCUCCACUACGCUCAGCCAGUCACCCUCCUCACACAACAAGAAGCCUGAGUUUGUCUUCCUGCCUGCGAACAAACAGGUCUGCGAGGAUGAGACAACGUCAUUAGGGAUCCGGGCCCAGGACCCGGCUGCUUGCGGCUCAGACCGCUCCCUUCUGGGCUGGAAUUCGUCAGUGGGGCCCCCUAUAGCGGAAAAACCCUGCUGGCACCUAAAUCGACACUCCUCUGCUCACCUUGUCCCCAUCGAUGUCACAGGCCAGAGCUUUGAUAAGCACGCCAGUGAACUCCAGGCCCCCUUUAAAACUGAAAAGGCGGUAAACCCAAAGACUGUUCGGCGACCAAGGAGUGUGAUUGCAGGCCCUGAUGUCACGCUUCACUGUCAAGGUGAUGGCAAGAUUCUUGCAGUUGAUUUGAUACAAGGUGCCUGUUCUCCUGACUUUUCCCAGCCCAGAUCUCUGGAGCCCACCACAGAGCAUACAGGCGAGCAGCACAUACCCUUACGCAAAACCCAGAGUGACCUUGAGCACAGCAUCCCCGUAUCCCCUAAAAUGGACCAUGCCACUCUAAUGUGCCCCAGUCCUUCUUGGAAUGGCCCAAAGGGUUCAACAUUUUCUCCAUCCUGGAAUGACUCCUACAACUAUGGUCUGACUCCAAAUCAGGUUGCCAAGCAUCCUUUGUCUAAACCUGGAAUGUUAUCACCAAAUACUGGUGGAGGGAACCUCAUCUGCCCUUCCCAGACCAUCUCUGGUAUGUCCAUAAGCUCCGGGUCACAUACCAGUUCCUUUACUUCUAUCUCAGAUCCUUCUGGACACACGGCACAUGGAGUGACACAUAACAAUGUAAUAUAUGUUAAGAAAAAUGAGACUGAUGGAUCAGCUCUCAAUCAAGGUACCGGUAAUGGCCUUAAUUGUGAACAAGAGAGGAGGUCAGCACGGUCCAACGCUUUCAUGUUCCGUGAGCGUUCCCUUUCAACUCCAACAGAUUCUUUAUCACUCUGCUCAACAGAUAACCUUUGUUGUCCAGUCGAGUCGGUGCCUGCGGUCCGAGAAGUUGAGAGCUAUGCCCUGCUCUACCCGAGCAACAGCUCUGAGGAUAAUACCAGCACUGACAAUGUCUCUGUAACAGCAGGGUCGGACUAUUUCCCACAGAGUCGACUCAGGUCACGAUCGCGGAGCAUUUCACUGAAGAAGCAAAAAAAGAAGCCACCACCUCCAGUACGCAGUGUGUCCUUAGUAAAGAAUUUGUCAGAGGCUGGUGGGAUUGGGCUUCACCAUCGUGAAGGACAUAUCAGAGAUGGGAGACCCAAGAGUCUUUACAUCCCUCGAGAUCAUAAUUUACAGGAUUCGUUUCAGCCCCAGUUCCUAAUGGCAGCCAGACCAGAUGAGGAUACACACAGCAGUCUGGAGACAGCAUCUGACAACACACCUCAAGCCCUUUACAGAGAAGGAGACCUGGCCUUUCCACCUCAUUGGCAGCUAAAUGAGUGGAAGUCCAAUAAUGACCCCUAUCGUUCCUUAUCAGGCUCCAGCACCGCCACAGGUACGACAGUGAUUGAAUGUAUUAAGGUUCGUGGAAGUACAGAGUCUCUUAAUUCACCGUCAACCUCUCGAGCCACUUCUCCUUCUCCACUUUCCAUUGAAGCUGAGACUAAGGUCUUUCCCUAUAGGCCUCCAUGUCUUAUGUCCCCCUCAAGUGGCUACUCUAGCCAGUCUGAAACGCCUACCCCAACUAUUGCAAACAAUGCAAUCACUGGACCCACCCCAGCAGGGUGUAAGAUGCGCCCAAAGAUCCCGGAGAGGAAGUCCUCACUUCCAGCCACAUCGCCUAAAGAGAAAGCUCGCUCUCGUCUAUCCUUCGAGCUACCUGUGAAUUCUCAGGUAGACUUGUCCUCUGUCAGACCCAAACCGAAAGCUAACCGAAGACACUCUGACACAUCAACUACCAACAAACCAGGAAAACCGGGUUCUAGUCAGUCAUCACAGCCCACAGUUACUACUACGGACCUUCGGAACAUCAGACUCCGUUCAGUGAGUCGCUCAGAACUUGAGGACAGUCCAGAUGGUUCCUCUGACAUCAUAGAGGAGGAGCAAGGACGUGAUAUAAGUCCUCCUGUCACCCCCUGUAGCUCUAAGCCACCCAAGCCACCAGUUGCAGUGAAGCCUCCACUUCCUAAACGACCCAUGAACUUGGUUCUGAAGUCUCCAACAUCUUCACCACAAGCUUAUGAAUCUCCACCAUCUUCCCCCGUGAACCGGCCCAUGCCUGUAGGAAAUAUCUACAUGGUGGUAAAGAAACCCAAACCUAAGAGGUCACCUCAAUCUUCAGCUAAUCCAUCUGCAGUCAGACCUCAAGAGAAGUCAAAUCAUCCACCCACUUAUCCUGAACUUGACUUAGAACAUGGGAUACCAAUUGAGGAAGACUUUAUGUUUCUUAGAAAUCCAGAAAUAGAAGACAAUACCUAUAAGACUUUUCCUAGUCCAAGUGCCAUUUUCUGUCCAGCAGAGUUCGACAAGAAGAAGCCCAAGGUGCCCCCACCAGUGCCCAAAAAGCCCAAUGUCCUUCUCUUACCUUCCCCUACCUCACAAGUUCCAAGUAAUGGUACAACAGAGAGGCAAGGUUUUCUACUGGACAGCGGUUCUCAAUCACCAUUAGGCCCACCACCAUCUGAAGCUGAGGAGGCAUCUUAUCAUGAAGAUGACCAGGAAACCCCUGUAGACAAGGAGAAUCAUGAAGGUACUAAAAGCCACGUACAACAUGAAAAUCAAGGACACGUGGAAGCACUUGAAAAUCAGCAAAGUUAUGGUGCACCUGAGGACAGCUUUCCUACGGAGACUGAAUAUAAUCAAGAUAAACAGGCUUUCCCUGCAGAAGUAGUAACAGAAACUCCACUGGAGGAAAAUUGUGCUGCCAGUGACAAGAUGGAACUCCACAUAUCUGAAGAGACAGAUGAUGAUGUGUUAGUGCAGACACCUUCAACCCAUACAACCGAGGACCUCUUCACCAUCAUACACAGAUCUAAGAGGAAAGUCCUAGGUCGUAAGGAGCCGGUUGACUCGUUCGGUAGCCGCCAAAACCUUGUGUCCCCUGUAAAAAGCAGCGGCAGUGACAUUCGAACACUGACCCUCGGCAGCACUCCGAGAUCAAGCUCCAGAAACGAAAACUUUAUGGCUCUUCUCCAGAAGAAGAGCAACAAGUCAAGCAGUGGAACCCGGGUCUCUGCCAUGGAACUGCUAAAGAGCACAAACCCUCUCGCUCGUCGUGUCACUGAGUUUACUCAGUCUGACUCAGAUGCUUAGACCGAACCAUCUAAAACGACUCUACCUGACCAGUGAUACAUCCAAUAGUGAACCGAACGCAGGGUCCAGUGAUGACUUUUCCACUUAGCGCUCUACUCAGAAUAUCAAUGGCCUCAUUUCACAGGAUGGCAAAAGAUCUGUAGUAAAGUGCUUUUGAGUUUUAAA
Trichomycterus rosablanca is the source of this 4055-nucleotide messenger RNA. RefSeq names its product NHS-like 2 (gene nhsl2). The transcript has 8 exons. The record is from RefSeq and is a predicted model, not a curated record. Bases 87 to 3890 code for a protein of 1267 amino acids. Lineage: Eukaryota; Metazoa; Chordata; Actinopteri; Siluriformes; Trichomycteridae. Gene Ontology annotation, biological process: cell differentiation.